Molecule: messenger RNA, 903 nt
Organism: Glarea lozoyensis ATCC 20868
Lineage: Eukaryota; Fungi; Ascomycota; Leotiomycetes; Helotiales; Helotiaceae
Product: PapD-like protein
Exons: 7
Coding region: 1-903 (300 amino acids)
Biological process (GO): endoplasmic reticulum membrane organization
Cellular component (GO): endoplasmic reticulum membrane; plasma membrane
Molecular function (GO): FFAT motif binding
Source: RefSeq, a predicted model, not a curated record
AUGUCCGUCGAGAUCGAUCCACAGGAGCUUGGCUUCCAUCGGCCCUUCACCACUGAGGUGUCGCAGAUCCUCAAGAUUAGAAAUCCGAAUCAUACUCCAGUUGCUUUCAAGGUCAAAACAACUGCUCCUAAACAAUACUGCGUUCGUCCAAACUCUGGCAGAGUUGAACCAGGGAAGGAAGUCGAAGUUACUGUUCUUUUGCAAGCAAUGAAGCAGGAACCUCCUCUUGACGCUAAAUGUCGCGACAAGUUCUUGGUACAAUCUGUCGCGAUCACUGCUGACAAGGAGUUUACUAGUCCUGGGUCGAUCUGGCAGCAUGUUGACGAUGCCGAGAAAUCAUCCGUCCAGGAGAAGAAGAUCCGUGUUGUCUAUCUUGCCGCGGAUGGGUCUGGAGUCGCCCACACCCCAAUGAAGAACGGGGCUAAUGGAGCAUCACAUGGAACCUUUGAAACACCACAAAGCGGACCUCCAGCAUACAGCACCAGCGCUCGUUCUCACUCUCCUGAAGAAGCCUUUACACCUGAUGACGCUUCACGAAAAUCUAUAAAUGCUCAAGGGCCAAUCUCGCGCAUCGAAGACGAACCAAGUAACGCACGAUCCAUUGGUGACGCCAAGUCUUCCGCAAGCAAUCCUGCCACAUCAGGAUCGAUUGCUUCUACAGUUGCAGCAGCUGUUCCACAGUCAGUGGACGAGUUGAAAGCACAGUUGGCGGACGCAAAGGCCACAAUUGCCAGUUAUGCAAAUGAGGGCGGAUUAAGAAUGCGAAAGAUUGCCGCCGGAGAAACAUCGAAUGCGACGGUGAACGAUGUGGCACAGCGAGUUCAAGCCAACCAAGGAGUUCCUCUACAAAUCGUUGCAGCUUUGUGUUUGCUCAGCUUCCUACUAGCCUACAUUUUCUUCUAG